Molecule: messenger RNA, 246 nt
Organism: Plasmodium adleri (nom. inval.)
Lineage: Eukaryota; Apicomplexa; Aconoidasida; Haemosporida; Plasmodiidae
Product: Plasmodium exported protein (PHISTa), unknown function
Exons: 1
Coding region: 1-246 (81 amino acids)
Source: RefSeq, a predicted model, not a curated record
AUGAUAAAAAAAAAAAAUAAUAAUAUUACUAUUAGUUCACAAUGUAUUAAUAUAAAUUAUAAUGAUUUAUCAAAACAAUUAACGCUUGAAGAUAUACAUAAUGUAUCAGAUAAUUUAAAAGAACUUCCAUCAUAUGAACAUAUUCAUAACAUGUUGAAUCAUGUUUUGGAUAUAUCUAAAAAAGGAUUUAAUGAUAUGAUAAAAGAAUUAGCGCUUUAUAUAGAAGAUUAUUUACAUAAAUAUUAA